Molecule: messenger RNA, 843 nt
Organism: Phoenix dactylifera (date palm)
Lineage: Eukaryota; Viridiplantae; Streptophyta; Magnoliopsida; Arecales; Arecaceae
Source: RefSeq, a predicted model, not a curated record
GGCAAUUGGAUUCACUUCAUGCGAAUUGCAGUCAAGCUGCUUUUUGCUGGGGAACGUCAAUUAUGUGAUCAAAUCUUUGAAGGCAUUGCGUCUCUCAAGGAUCAGUGUUUUGCUGAAGUAACUGCAAACAGUGUAGCGGUGCUACUUAGUUUUGGAGAGGCUAUUGCUAAAAGCAAAAGGUCGCCAGAAAAGCUGUUUGUUCUUCUAGACAUGUAUGAAAUAAUGAGGGAACUUCAACCUGAGGUCGAAACAAUAUUUGAGGUCAAAGCUUGUUCUGAAAUGCGAGAAUCUGCAUUGGGUUUGACAAGACACUUGGCUCAAACUGCCAAGGAAACCUUUGGUGAUUUUGAGGAGGCAGUUGAGAAAGAUGCAACAAAAACAACUGUUGCUGAUGGAACUGUCCACCCUUUAACUAGCUAUGUCAUUAAUUAUGUGAAAUUCCUCUUUGACUAUCAAACAACACUGAAGCAGCUUUUCCAGGACUUUAAACCUGGGGAUGAUUCAAACUCCGAACUGGCAUCUGUAACAAUGCAUAUUAUGCAAGCUCUUCAGACUAAUUUGGAUGGAAAAUCAAAGCAGUACAAGGAUCCUGCUUUGAUGUACCUAUUUCUGAUGAAUAACAUCCACUAUAUGGUCAGAUCUGUGCGCAGAUCAGAAGCAAAGGACUUACUGGGUGAUGACUGGAUUCAAAGGCAUCGAAGGAUUGUGCAGCAAAAUGCAAAUCAGUAUAGAAGGGUUGCUUGGGCGAAGGUUUGGUUUCUUAAACCUAACUCAGCAUACAAGUGUCCCUCUUCGAAAAUGUCAUGUAUUUUUGUUCAAAUACUUUAGGUUGAUGCUCUUUUA